Zophobas morio is the source of this 649-nucleotide messenger RNA. RefSeq names its product corticotropin-releasing factor-binding protein-like. Lineage: Eukaryota; Metazoa; Arthropoda; Insecta; Coleoptera; Tenebrionidae. Gene Ontology annotation, molecular function: corticotropin-releasing hormone binding. The transcript is spliced from 3 exons. Gene Ontology annotation, biological process: hormone-mediated signaling pathway; negative regulation of corticotropin-releasing hormone receptor activity; negative regulation of corticotropin secretion. The record is from RefSeq and is a predicted model, not a curated record. The coding region runs from base 34 to 555 and encodes 173 amino acids.
CUGUAGCCGGCUGGUGUGGGUUAUUUACGAAUUAUGAUCCAGAUUUUCACGACUUUUCCCUUUGCUGUACAAAUAUAUAUUUUUCUAUUUUUAGCCUGCAACGUUCUAUUUCAAUCCACCGAAGAUAUUUAUACUUUGCGAAAUUACGGAAAAAGAUCAAACUGUAGCGUCAGCACCCUGUUUCCGGCAGCAGUAAGGGUGGCUUCUUUGAAUAUUGGAGUUGUCCCAAGUCUAGGACGUGGAAUUGAACUCGAAACAGGCACCAUCCAUAAGGUGCGGUCGCAGUGUCAAAAACGUGGUUUGGACGACUUUCUUCAAGUUGGAGGCUCUCGCGGCUUGGACAAUGCCAAUCUUCUCCUCGCAGAUUCUGUUUGCGGACUGGAUUCUAAACCAGAAAAACACGUUGAGAUCAUCGCUUGCGAAACUACAACUAUCCGUUUGGUUUCGAGUGGAGCUUUCGAUAAUUCUGCAACAGUGGCCAUCCGACAGCUGACACCAGAAGACAUCAACGGUUACAUGAGCGUAAUCUGUCCAUCCGAAGAACUAGUCGAAUAGGUUAAGACAAACCAUCACAUAUCUGUAAAUUAACGUGUACGCCAAGAAUAUUUUUUUGUGUAAUGUUUGUGUAAUAUAUCCAAUGUAAGCGUUC